GCGGCAGAGCAGCAGCAGAAGCGGCACCAUGGCGCAAGCCGCCAAGCAGCUCCGUAAGAACAAGGACAUAGCCGAGGCGGCGGCGGCGGAGCUGCGUGAGAAGGAGGAGGAGAAGACCAAGAAGAGGAAUAAAUCCCGAGACCGCAGGCGCAAGGCAGAUGCAGCAACCAGCUUUCUCCGCGCCGCUCGUUCUGGGAACCUGGACAAGGCACUGGACCACAUCAAGAACCGGAUCGACAUCAACAUAUCCAAUCAAAAUGGACUCAACGGGUUACAUCUGGCCUCUAAAGAAGGUCACGUCAAAAUGGUGUUGGAGUUACUACACAAUGGCAUUGUGUUGGAGACCACCACUAAGAAAGGGAAUACGGCCCUCCACAUAGCAGCCCUGGCGGGACAGGAGAGGGUGGUGGCGGAGUUGGUGAACUACGGGGCCAACGUCAACUCCCAGUCGCAGAAAGGCUUCAGCCCUCUUUAUAUGGCCGCCCAAGAGAAUCACUUAGAGGUCGUCAAGUUCCUGCUCGAGAAUGGCGCCAAUCAGAGCCUCCCCACAGAGGAUGGCUUCACCCCCCUAGCGGUGGCGCUGCAGCAGGGCCAUGAGAACGUGGUGGCCCUGCUCAUCAACUACGGCACCAAGGGCAAGGUGCGGCUGCCCGCGCUGCACAUCGCCGCGCGCAACGAUGACACGCGCACCGCCGCCGUGCUGCUGCAGAACGACCCCAACCCCGACGUGCUCAGCAAGACUGGGUUCACGCCUCUCCACAUCGCUGCCCACUACGAGAACCUGAGCGUUGCCCAGCUACUGCUGAACAGAGGAGCCAACGUCAACUUCAUCCCCAAGAACGGCAUCACCCCGCUGCACAUCGCCUCCAGGAGGGGCAACGUCAUCAUGGUGCGACUGCUGCUGGACAGGGGGGCCCAGAUAGACGCCAAGACCAAGGAUGAGCUCACUCCUCUGCACUGUGCGGCCAGGAACGGUCACGUGCGCAUCAUCGAGAUCCUUCUGGACCAGGGUGCCCCCAUCCAGGCCAAAACCAAGAACGGCCUGUCCCCCAUCCACAUGGCGGCCCAGGGCGAUCACAUGGACUGCGUGAGGCAGCUGCUGCAGUACAACGCUGAGAUCGAUGACAUCACCCUGGACCACCUGACGCCACUGCAUGUGGCCGCCCACUGCGGUCACCACCGCAUGGGCAAAGUGCUGCUGGACAAGGGGGCCAAGGCCAACGCCCGCGCACUGAAUGGCUUCACUCCCCUCCACAUCGCCUGCAAGAAGAACCACAUGCGCUCCAUGGACCUGCUGCUCAAACACUCUGCCUCUCUGGAGGCUGUCACUGAGUCUGGUCUCACUCCUCUCCAUGUGGCUGCCUUCAUGGGCCACCUGAGCAUCGUGAAGAACCUGCUGCUGAGAGGAGCCUCCCCCAAUGCCUCCAACGUGAAAGUGGAGACUCCUCUCCACAUGGCGUCCAGAGCUGGCCACUGUGAAGUGGCCGCGUUCCUGCUCCAGAACACUGCCCAGGUGGACGCCAAGGCCAAGGACGACCAGACCCCCCUGCACUGUGCGGCCCGCAUGGGCCACAAAGAACUGGUGAAGCUGCUGCUGGAGAACAAGGCCAACCCGGACUCCACCACAACCGCCGGCCACACCCCCUUGCACAUCGCCGCCCGCGAGGGACACGCCCACACCAUCCGCAUCCUGCUGGAUGGCUCCGCCGAGCAGACCAAGAUGACCAAGAAGGGCUUCACCCCCCUCCAUGUGGCGUCCAAAUAUGGAAAGGUGGAUGUAGCAGAGCUCCUGCUGGAGCGAGGUGCCAAUCCCAACGCAGCUGGAAAGAACGGCCUGGCCCCCCUACAUGUGGCCGUCCAUCAUAACAACCUGGAUGUUGUUAAACUGCUGGUCAGCAAGGGAGGAUCAGCACACAGCACCGCACGGAACGGCUACACGCCCCUGCAUAUCGCGGCCAAGCAGAACCAGGUGGAGGUGGCCAGCUGCCUGCUGCAGAGCGGGGCGUCGGCCAACGCAGAGUCGCUGCAGGGGGUCACGCCGCUGCACCUGGCCGCCCAGGAGGGCCGGCCGGACAUGGCCGCGCUGCUCAUCUCCAAGCAGGCCAACGUCAACCUGGGGAACAAGAACGGUCUCACUCCUCUUCACCUGGUGGCCCAGGAGGGUCAUGUGGGCAUCGCCGACACGCUGGUGAAGCAGGGCGCCUCCGUCUACGCCGCCUCAAGGAUGGGCUACACUCCCCUCCAUGUUGCCUGUCAUUAUGGCAACAUCAAGAUGGUGAAGUUUCUGCUGCUGCAGCAGGCACAUGUCAAUAGCAAGACACGGGUGGGCUACACCCCCCUGCACCAGGCCGCCCAGCAGGGUCACACAGACAUCGUCAGCUUGCUCCUGAAACACGGGGCCCCCCCCAACGAGAUCACCACGAACGGGACGUCCCCCCUGGGCAUCGCCAAGCGCCUGGGAUACAUCUCUGUUAUCGACGUGCUCAAAUUGGUCACCGAGGAGUCUGUUUCUGCGAUCACGACUGAGAAGCAUCGAAUGAGUUUCCCUGAGACUGUGGAUGAGAUUUUGGAUGUUUCAGAGGACGAAGGCGAUGAGCUACUGGGCAUGGAUGGGGGUCGCUACCUGAAGCUGGACGACUUCAAGGACCAGGACGACGACUUCCUUUCCCCCAAGAGGACCAUGCGGGACUUCGAGAGCGGAAUGGGAACCACGCCCUACUCCCCAGCCAUUCCCCGGAUCCCGUGUGUGUCUCCAGAGACGGUGCUGUUAGACCAGCACACGCCCCUCCCCCUCCCCAAGGAGUACGACGACGACUCCCUGAUCCCCAGCAGCCCCGCCACGGAGACCUCCGACAACGUCAGCCCGGUGGCCAGCCCCAUCCACACUGGCUUCCUGGUGAGCUUCAUGGUGGACGCGCGCGGCGGCUCCAUGCGCGGCAGCCGCCACCACGGCCUGCGCGUCAUCAUCCCGCCGCGCACCUGCGCCGCACCCACGCGCAUCACCUGCCGCCUGGUGAAGCCCCAGAAGCUGAGCACGCCCCCCCCCCUGGUGGAGGGCGAGGGGCUGGCCAGCCGCAUCAUCUCCCUGGGGCCCUCCAGCAUGCAGUUCCUGGGGCCGGUCAUCGUGGAGAUCCCCCACUUCGCGGCGCUGGGCCGCGGCGACCGCGAGCUGGUGGUGCUGCGCAGCGAGAACGGCUCCGUCUGGAAAGAGCACCGCAACCGCUACGGCGACGAGGUGCUGGAAACCAUCCUGAACGGCAUGGAUGAAGAUCUGGAGAGCUUGGACGAGCUGGAGAAGAAGAGGAUCCGUCGCAUCAUCUCCACCGACUUCCCGCUCUACUUUGCGGUGGUGUCCCGUGUCCAGCAGGAGAGCGACCUGAUCGGCCCGGAGGGCGGCCGGCUCACCAGUAAGCUGGUCCCCCACGUGGAGGCCAUCUUCCCCGAGACGGCCGUCACCAAGAGGGUCCGCCUGGGCCUGCAGGCCCAGCCGAUCCCCGACGAGAUGCUGACACGGCAGCUGGGCAACCAGGCCACCUUCAGCCCCGUGGUCACCGUGGAGCCGCGCCGCCGCAAGUUCCACCGGCCCAUCGGGCUGCGCAUCCCGCUGCCGCCCUCCUGGAAGGACCUCCGGGGGGACGCCGGCGAGGGGGACACGGCCAGCCUGCGGCUCCUCUGCAGCGUCAUCGGGGGGACAGCGCCAGCUCAGUGGGAAGACAUCACAGGGACCACCAAGCUGAUGUACGCCCACAACUGCGCCAACUUCACCACCAAUGUUUCAGCGAGGUUCUGGCUGGCCGACUGCCCGCGCACGGCCGAGGCGGUGACCUUCGCCAACCUGCUGUACCGCGAGCUGAUGUCGGUGCCCUACAUGGCCAAGUUCGUGGUGUUCGCCAAGAUGAACGAGGCGCGCGAGGGGCGCCUGCGCUGCUACUGCAUGACCGACGACAAGAUGGACAAGACCCUGGAGCUGCACGAGAACUUCAGCGAGGUCGCACGCAGCCGCGACAUAGAGGUGAUGGAGGGAAUGCCUCUGCACCUGGAGUGCUCCGGGAACCUGGUCCCGGUGAGGAAGGCCACCCAGCAGCCGCGUAGCUUCAGCUUCCAGGCCUUCAGAGACAACCGGCUCCCUGUCCCAGUCAAGGUCAGAGACAUGAACAAGGAUGCCACAGGGUUUCUGUCAUUCCUGCGGAAGUCUACCAAGUACGAGGAAACACAACACGUGUUGUGUAACCUCAACAUCACCAUGCCUCCCUGUGUCAAGGCCGCCGGGAGUGAGGAGCGCAGGCGAACUCUGACCCCGCUCGCCCUGAGGGAGCGCUACAGUGCCCUGAACGAACCUGCCGUGGCCUCAGUCAACGUCAUAGAGAGGACAGAGCUCAAGAUCAACCUUAUAUCAGAGCAGCUGGGCUUGAGUUGGGCAGAGCUGGCCCGGGAGCUGCUGUUCAGCGUGGACGAGAUCAACCGGAUCCGCGUGGACCAUCCCAACUCUCUGCAGGACCAGAGCUCGGCCCUGCUCAGCCUGUGGGUCAACCGGGAGGGCAAGAGAGCCAAGAUGGAGAGUCUGUACGGAGCUCUGAGGAUCAUCGAGAGGGGGGAUAUCGUCAGCUCCCUGGAGAGCCAGGCCCAAACGCUGGCCCCCAGAGCCCCGGAGCACGGGGCCGGUCGGCUGGUGGAACACGACUCCUCCCUGCUCUCACCCAGUGUUAAUGGCUACGGGCUGCUGCAAGAGGAGCUGCUCCUCUCCCCGGCCUCCAUGCAGUACAGCCUGCCCUCGCCGCUGGGCUCGGAGCCCUACUGGAGGGAGGUGUCGGGCCUGGAGUGCGCCCCCAUCGCCACCACCGAGGAGGACACGCUGCUGGAGAUGUCGGACGUGCAGGUGUGGCCGGCGGGGGUCAGCCCCUCGCUGGUGACGGUGGAGGACUCGUCCCUGGACGGCAGCCGGGCCGACGACUCGGAGGGCGCCACGCUCUCCCUCCCCUACAGCCUGGGCCGGCCCAGCAGCGGGCUGAGCGGCGCCAGCGGCUCCAUCAUGGAGCUAGAGGAGGAGGAGGAGGAGGAGGAGGAGGAAGGGGAGGUGGAGGAGGAGGAGGAGGAGGUGGAGGCGGCGGCGUCGCUGGGGCCCGCCGCUGUGCUGGCGGAGCGGGACAGGGUGAGGGCCAGCGGGGCCGUGCCCAAGGUCAACCUCAACGGCCAGCUGGGAGGUCAGAGGUCGGCGGGAGAAGGAGGAGGAGGAGGAGGAGGAGCGAGAGGAGGAGGAGGAGGAGGUGUAGGGCUGGGUUCAGUGGAAGGCUUCUCUGUUGUUACAGGCCAGCAGGUGUACGCCCAGCUGUGUCAGAUCUCCGGGCUGAGCGGGGCGUCGGACCACAACGGUGACAGAGUGGUGGGCGGCGGGGCCUUCCAGCCCUACCUCCCCGACCGGGACUCUGGCGGGGUGGGGGUGCCCGGGUGGGCGGCCUCCAGGGUCCGGAUGCCGUCGGCGUCGCUUGGCUUCCGCGGCGUCGAGGGCGGGCCGGGCCUGCGCGUGGCCCAGGAGGCCCUCCAGACCGUGAGGGACGAGAAACAGGACAGCCCCGAUGAGCAGUUUGUUGAUGAACACGGGAAGGUACACGCUAGAAAGGAACAGACAUCUACUGCCAAGCCAUCCUCCACAAAAACUCAACCCGAACACAGAGGGAAAAAAGGAAGAAAAUGAGGGCAACCAAACAAUUUGAAAAGAGAAAGUAGAAGGGGCAAAGACUCAAGAAGUGCAAACUACAAUAUUGCAAUCACAAACCCCAUCCUCCAAAUGACCAUGGGACUCCACAAACGAAAAAACAAAAGAGGAAUCCAACUUGUAGUUUUGUAAAAUUUUUAAAGAAAAAAAAAGAUAUAUAUAUACUAGACUAGGGCAUGACGACUUUUCUACAAAAAUCAAUAUGUGUCAGAAAAAAAACUCAUGAGAAAAAAAAAAAAGCAACAAAAAGUGCUUCCUGUCAACUGUAAUCGCAUGAUGACUGCUGGUGCAUGCCCUUUGACCUUUGAACUGUCAUGACCUACGACCGGAGGGGGGUGGAAGACGUGGCCCAGGAUCUGAUGGACCUUUUUUCUUCCCUUGUGUGGUGUGGUUCGUGACAGCGAGUCCAGUCUGAAAACACUGCAGCCCAAAAAAAAAUCAAGUCUUUCCCCCUCCCCUGUCGGUGGAUUGUUCUAUAUACAGCUGAGCCUACGCCAAGCCUACCCAUGCUUCCUCCAUCACCGCCCUUCCAACCCUUCACUCCUCAAUGUGAUAUAUGCACUCUAUGCUACCGUGGACGUGUGUGUCAGUAUGUGUGUGUGUAUGUACGCGUGUGUCGUUCUCUUAAGCAUGUGUACCUCGCUUUUCAGCUGGGCGCUGACUGAGCCAUGCCCUCCCCAAACACUACCCCCCCCCCGCUCCCCCUGACCCGGAACCAUCUCCCUCAUGAUUGGUCUACACCCGGUGUGAUGUCACGGGAUGCUAAGCGCUGGAAUGAUAAAAAGCCGCUAUGCUGCCCUCUGCUGGUUAGUGUUGCUGUGUGUGUGUGUGCGUGUGUGUGCUGGUGUCUUCUCUGUGUGAGCGAGCUCGCUUCCUGUAGCGUUUCCUUUCGUCCUUGGUUUGUGUUCGGGGACCUGUCCACGUUGGUUCGGAGGCUGGGUUCGACCUGCGAUUUGGGGGGAUCUGAGUGUGUCCUCGUCCCUCGAUCCACCCCCUCCUCCCCCUCGAGCGAUGGGGACACGGUCUUCAGACCCUGGAACAUUCUCCUGAGCUCAAGGAACGAGCCGCCUACGGCAUUGUACAGACUCCUGGGGACUCUUUGACCCAACUCUCCGAACUAUUUAUCUUUUCGUUUUCAUUUGAUUUCAUUUUUUUUGCCUCCUAAGAAGGCAGUGGGGGGGGGGGGGGGGAGUCGGGUUGUGACCUAUUGACCUGAUGACCUCAUCCCAAGCUC
Molecule: messenger RNA, 6947 nt
Organism: Gadus chalcogrammus (walleye pollock)
Lineage: Eukaryota; Metazoa; Chordata; Actinopteri; Gadiformes; Gadidae
Gene: ank1b
Product: ankyrin 1, erythrocytic b
Exons: 41
Coding region: 29-5692 (1887 amino acids)
Biological process (GO): signal transduction
Molecular function (GO): protein binding
Source: RefSeq, a predicted model, not a curated record